UGUCUUCCAUUUCUUCACCAGCUACUUCUAGCCGGAAUCUGGAAGCAUGGCCCGCCUCCUGGUGUUGUGCACAUUCGCCGCAGUGGUGGCCUGCGCCAUGGCCUCCGUCCAGCAGGCCGUACAGAGGCCAUCAGGAAGACCAGGAGGAGUAGGAGGCGGUGUUGGAGCAGGAAGGCCUUCAGGCUGGGGAAGCUCCGGAGGCUGGGGACAAUACCCAGGCGGCUGGGGAGGCUGGGGAGGCUGGGGACAAUACCCAGGCAGCUGGGGCUGGGGAGGCAAUGGUUGGGGCUGGGGUGGCAACGGUUGGGGCUGGGGAGGCAACGGCUGGGGCAACGGCUGGGGCAAUGGCUGGGGCAGUGGCUGGGGCCAGCAACAACAGCAGCAGCAGCAGUGGGUGUAAGUUCGUCG
This is a messenger RNA of Rhipicephalus sanguineus (brown dog tick), 408 nucleotides long. Its product is annotated as heterogeneous nuclear ribonucleoprotein A1. The record is from RefSeq and is a predicted model, not a curated record. Bases 47 to 400 code for a protein of 117 amino acids. The transcript is spliced from 2 exons. NCBI's taxonomy places the organism in Eukaryota, Metazoa, Arthropoda, Arachnida, Ixodida, Ixodidae.